Molecule: messenger RNA, 1704 nt
Organism: Benincasa hispida (wax gourd)
Lineage: Eukaryota; Viridiplantae; Streptophyta; Magnoliopsida; Cucurbitales; Cucurbitaceae
Product: phenylacetaldehyde oxime monooxygenase CYP71AN24-like
Molecular function (GO): oxidoreductase activity, acting on paired donors, with incorporation or reduction of molecular oxygen; iron ion binding; monooxygenase activity
Source: RefSeq, a predicted model, not a curated record
AGGAAGACAUAGCUGCAAGAAUCGAAUAACAAAGAAAAAAAAAUGAAUCAAGCCUCAAAUUUCCAACUUUGGCUACAAUUUCAACCACCAUUUCAAGCCAAUCCCAUCUAUAUUUCCUUUUGCCUUUUCUUCAUCUUCAUCCUCCUUUUGCUAAAGUUAUUGCCAAGCAAAAAACAAAGCCCCAAUUUCCCUCCUUCACCUCCCAAACUUCCCGUCAUUGGCAACCUUCACCAAUUAGGAACCUUACCACACCAAUCAUUAGCUUCCCUUUCCCAAAAAUAUGGUCCUCUCAUGCUCUUAAAACUAGGCCAAACUCCAACUCUAGUUGUUUCCUCAGCAAAAAUGGCUAGAGAGGUAAUGAAGACCCAUGACCUCAUAUUCUCCAAUAGGCCCAAAACUAGAGCCACAAAUCUCUUGUUCUAUGGUUGCCAAGAUGUGGGUUUUGCCCCAUAUGGUGAGAAUUGGAGACAAGCCAAAAAAAUGUGUGUUCUCGAGCUCUUUAGCCUCAAAAGAGUGGAGUCAUUUCAAUAUAUUAGAGAUGAAGAAAUUGAUACUCUUAUCAAUAGAAUUCAUAAGGCAGCUAAUUGUAGUGUUGGUGGUGGUGGUGAGGGUUUGAAUCUUAGCCAAUUGUUCUCUCAAAUCUCAAACAAUAUAGUGUCAAGAUGUGUUAUGGGGAAGAAAUUUGAAGAUGAAAAUGGGAAGAGUAAAUAUGGAGAGGUGUCAAGAAGGACCAUUGAGCUAUUGUCAGUGUUUUGUGUGGGGGAUUUCUUCCCUUCUUUUGGAUGGGUUGAUGUAAUUAGAGGAGUGGUUGGGGAAAUGAAAUUAGUUUCUAAGAAAAUGGAUGAAUUCUAUGAUAUGGUGAUUGAAGAGCAUAUCACAAAGUCGAGGAGUGACGAAGCUAAUGAUCAUAAAAUGGAUUUUGUGGACAUUAUGUUGCAACUCAAUAACCAAGAUGACAUGCUUGAUUAUCAUUUCACUAGGGAUAACCUCAAGGGCAUAAUACAGGACAUGUUCGCAGGUGGGAGUGACACAACAGCAACAACAUUAGAAUGGACAAUGGCAGAGUUGAUAAGAAGCCCAAACACCAUGAAGAAAGUCCAAGAAGAAAUAAGAACAAUAGUUGGAAAAAACAAGGCAAAAAUUGAAACAAAUGACAUUAGAAAAAUGGAAUACAUGAAAUGUGUGAUAAAAGAAUCUCUGAGACUCCACCCACCAGUUCCUCUUCUUGUGCCUAGAGAAACAUUAGACAUGGUAGACAUCGAAGGGUACCAUGUGGAAUCAGGAACAAGUGUGUUUGUGAAUGUCUGGGCAAUACAAAGAGACCCCGAAAUCUGGGAAAGCCCAAACGAGUUCAUCCCAGAGAGAUUCAUGAAUGAAAAGAAAUCAGUUGAUUUCAAAGGGUUAGAUUUUGAGUUGAUUCCAUUUGGAAGUGGAAGAAGGAAAUGCCCUGGAUUGGCAUUUGGGCUUGCAUCUUUGGAAUGUGUGUUGGCCAGUCUUUUGUAUUGGUUUGAUUGGAAGUUGCCUCAGGAUAUGAAGGGAGAAGUGUUGGAUAUGAGUGAAGUGCAUGGAAUCACUAUUCACAAGAAAUUUCCUCUUUUUCUCCACCCAUUACCAUAUAGGUAAAUUAUGUAGUCUAACCAAUUUUCUUGCAUGCUGUCCUAAUAAUAAUAAUAAUAUAUAUAUAUAUUAUUUUACUUUAGUACA